AAACAAUUAGACGAUUUUCAUUUAUAAAGACACGUUACGUCUUCUUAUUAAAGGACUAUAGUGAGAAAAUAAACUGUUCAAUAUGAAAAAUAAACUUAUAUAUGGAUUGUUGUCGUCAAUGUUUAUAAUUUCUUAUAUUAUUGAUGAUGCAUAUGGAUCUAAACCUCAAAAAAUAGUUUCAGUUGCAAAAGUUAUUUUUGAAUCAUAUUCUGACAUUCUUAACGGAACAAAGAAUAUUUCUGUAAUAUCUUUUGAUGUUGUAAAUAACGUGAUGAAAAUACCUAAUAAAAAAAAAUUCGGUUCCAAACAUAAAAUUUUCGAGGAUACUUUUAAAAAUCAAAAAAUUCAAAUAAAUGCUGAUGAAUUAGAAGCGGAACUUUCGAAAAAACUCGAAAUCAUAAGAUAUCAAAACAUAUCAAAGGAUGAUUUAUUUAAAUACGUUUUAAACGUCACAUUGCAAGGCAGAGAUUUAUCAUUUAAAUUUAUAAUCGAUGAAUUAUCAAAUGCAAUUAGCAGUAUUCUUAAAGUAUAUAAAUUUAAUUUAAAGAAAUACGCAAAAUUUAUUGCCAUUCGAAUUUCAAAAGCAGUUUCAGAAAUUGCAAAAGAUCCAAUGCAACCUAUGAAAGUAUCAUUUGUAAGCAAUGAAUAUUCUCAAAUUCUUUACAGAAAAUUACAAUCCCAUAGAUAUAUUUUACCAAUGAAUCAGCUAAUAAGGGAUUAUAUAUUAUAUUUUAUAAAAAAAUCCGAAAAUAUCGAAUCACAAAUAAUUCUCGACAAAUUUAAAACUACCAUUUACGAUGUUCUUGAAAGAAAUAUAUACCAAGAUUUACGUACUAAAAUCCAUAUAAUUCAUAUUAAUUGUUACAACAUUUUGUACAAUCACAAUAUUUUAGAUAAACUUAAAUUCUAUCUUCAUACAAACUUUAAAUAUAAUGCUACAAUAUCAUCUUUUUAUCAAACAAGAGAAAUAAUGCAAAAAAUUUUAGAGCAAAUGAAUUUAGAUACACAUGAAAUGCAUAUAAAACUUUUGCAACAUUCUGUUUUACAUACACUUUUGGAGAGUAAUUUUGAUUGCAGCAAUAACAAUUCUACAUUUGAAAUUUUUAAUAUUUCUACUAAAAUCUUACAUUCUGUUGAAAAUCAAUUAAACAAUAAAGAUGAAUUAGGAAAAUUAAAAACAGUCACAGAAGCUUAUAAUAUUAAAUAUCAAAAUUUUGAUCUUAUUUUACUAGAAAGAAAAAUAUUUCAAGAAAUUUUUAAAACUAAAGUAGUAGUAGUGUCAAAUGAUAAAAAUGUAGAAGAAAAAUAUAGUUUCAUGCGUCGUUUACAUUCUAUAAUAAAAAAUUAUACGAACACUUUAUUUAAUGAUUUUGAAUUGGGACGAGAAAUUGAAAAUUUAUUUAAACAAGUUAAAAAUAUUAAAGAUGAAAUUUUCAUAAUAGAAAGAAAAAUUAUUCAAUUUAUUUUAAAUAAAUUUUUACAUCAUUUUACUAGUAACGGAGAAAUAGAUAAACUUCUUUAUCCAAUACAUGAAAAUGCUAAUUAUGAAUGUUUUAAUCACACGUUCACUAAGAUUCAUUUCUAA
Leptopilina boulardi is the source of this 1585-nucleotide messenger RNA. RefSeq lists its product as uncharacterized. The record is from RefSeq and is a predicted model, not a curated record. Lineage: Eukaryota; Metazoa; Arthropoda; Insecta; Hymenoptera; Figitidae. Bases 83 to 1585 code for a protein of 500 amino acids. The transcript is spliced from 4 exons.